Lytechinus pictus (painted urchin) is the source of this 6093-nucleotide messenger RNA. RefSeq lists its product as uncharacterized. The record is from RefSeq and is a predicted model, not a curated record. NCBI's taxonomy places the organism in Eukaryota, Metazoa, Echinodermata, Echinoidea, Temnopleuroida, Toxopneustidae. Bases 1 to 3093 code for a protein of 1030 amino acids. The transcript is spliced from 7 exons.
AUGGAGAGUCUAGGGGGUAUUACCGAUGAUCUUCUCUGUAAACUUGCUGAAAACAUCGAGACAGAUGAACAAAUGGCGGCAUUGGCACGAACACUCGGAUUCGAACAAGCAGCCAUAAAUAGAUACACAGCUACUAACAACAAGGGAUACCGAGUCACGUUCAAUGGAACACGUGACAUGCUGUUUGACUGGAGACAGGCCGUGGAGCCAUCCAAUCAGCAUCCUAGGCUGAAACAAGCUCUCAUUGAUGCCAAGCUUGUCAUGCUUGCUGAAACUUAUUUCAAAGAGACAUUGAAUACUCCAGAUAUAUACAGUGAGAAAAUUUCGGAUUCUCUGACUGUUGGAAAAUGUCGCACAAUCUUAGAGGACAAAUAUUCCAACCAGCUAUGUAAAAUUCAAAUGAAACCUUGGGAUAAAGAUGAUUAUGCAGAGUUUGAAGAUAUGCACACCGUUGUUACCAUGGUAAAGAAGGACGAUCGUGGGAGAGAUAUUAAGGAAAAGGAAAUACUACAAGGCUCUGCAGGAAAAAUAUUUUCAGCCAAAGUAAACGGAAAAUUUCCAUCUCGAAUCCUUAUUUCGGCUCCCGCUGGACGAGGAAAGACGACAGCUGUUGCUAAGAUGGCGCACGAUUGGGUUCACAGAGAAGAUGGCUCAGGAUUAGAGGACUUGCCACUGCUGUUUGUUGUCAAGUUUCGAAACACAAGCCAUAGUACAUCGAUCGGAGAAGCCAUCAUAUCACAACUCCUGAGUGAUGUUGACGAUCUGACGCCAGAGGGGCUAGAAAGUUUCAUCAGGCAGCAUCAGGGAAUCUGUCAUAUUGUACUAGAUGGGCUCGAUGAGUAUGCUGGUAUCUCUUCUUCGAGUAAUAUCAUGAACAUUCUCCGAUGGGAAAUGUUUCAACAAUGUCGAGUUCUUGUAACAUCACGACCUCACUUAGAAAACAUUUUCAGUCAAGGGGAUCUACCAAGGGUAUACACGAAGAUGGCGAUCGACGGAUUCUCCAAAGAGAGCUCAUGUGAUUACAUUGACAGGUUCUUUUCUUCCCGGAUUCAGCAACCAAUGAUAGCAGAUGGUCUGAAGUUUUACCUCGAGACAAAUCCACUGAUAGAGGAACUAGUAAAAACACCACUAUUCUGCCUCAUGGUAUGUCACUUAUGGUCUGUAGGUCGUCUUGACAGUGAGACUUCGACUCAAACAGCAUUACUCGACAAAGUAAACGUGUUUUUAAGCCACCACGCAAAUGAACGGACCGAUGGGUUAUUCACACCUGAAACCCUGGACGAAAUAAUCCACAAACUGGGUAAAGUUGCUCUCACUGGUCUACUUGCUGAUUCUAAGAAGUUGGUAUUUACCCCUCGUGAUUUUCAGAAGAUUCCAUCUGUCCUCGAUAAGGCAUGUCAGUUAGGGAUAGUAUCCAAGACAACUGUAUCAAGCGAACACUUUCCUCAAACUAACGAAACCUAUUCUACUACUAUAGAAUUUUAUCACAAACUUGCCCAAGAACAUGCAGCCGGGAAGUUCCUAGCUCAUAAAACAAGUAGUUUCAAGCUGAAUUUGAAGAUUUCUAAGUUAGACCAAGUGUUGCGAAAGAUUAAAAGAAAUGUUGGCGAUUAUGAAAAUCUCAUUCGUUUUGCUGCUGGCACAAAGAACAGACUCUGUAUUCGAAUAAUGGAGACGCUUCUGACAACUAGUUAUUUAUCCGAGAGUGAGCGUUAUCGUAUUCUCUUAGACUGUUCAUCAGAGUCUGGGGUUAGCGAUGGGAAUGUGUCAUCCUUGGUUCGAAGGUGUGUGACGUCACAAAAUAUGCUUUUGCAAUCGCCAACAGUGUAUACUGUAGUUGGGAUGCGAAAUCUUCCAAGAGAACUGAAACAAAAGGUUGUGAGUGUACAAUUCGAGCAGUCUAUCAUGGCAAGCGCUGUGACAGAUGGACUAUGGGCCUGUCUUAAAUCAUUCCCGAUGCUAAAUUCUCUCACCAUCUCAGACUCAUCUGUCGAUUUCCCUCCAUCUCCUGCUGAGCUACCAUCCAUCAGAAGUCUAUUAGUUGAGAAAGUGGCGUUACAAUGCUAUAACAGUCUGAUCUCAUCGCUCCCUGGUUUGACAGACAUAGUAUAUAUCGAUGAUGCAGACUGGGACAUAGCCCAGAUCACAUCUGCUCUUCGUCGGACAGGGGCAAAGAAGCUCAAACGAAUGAUUAUUCGCGACACUCCAUCAUCAUUCCCGCCACGGAAGAAUCCUUUCCGGAGUGAGACAGAGGGAGGACCGAGGCUGCUAUUCGACAAAUCUGACACGAACAUGCUUAUAUUGCACAGCGCUAGACAUUCGGAAAACAAAGGUCCUGUUGAAGUCCUCGAGUCGUUUGCAAUUUUGGCAUCAUUGGCUCAACUGAAACUAGAAUUCCUUGAUGGUUGUUCUUUCAACUUCGAAAGGACGUUUGGGCUUGAGAUGACCAAAUGUCAAUUGUCUCCUGAGAUGACUACGAGAGUGUGGUCCUGUCUGAGAUCCUUCACCUCACUGAACCAUCUCACCAUCUCAGACUCAUCUAUCAAUUUCCCUCCAUCUCCUCCUGAGCUACCAUCCAUCACAGAGCUAUCAACUAAGAGAGUGACGUCACAAUGCUAUGAAGGUCUGAUCUCAUCACUCCCUGCUUUGGUAUAUAUUAUUAUCACUAUCGAUGAUGCAGAGGGAGACAUAGCCUUUAUCAUGGCUGGUCUUCGUCGGACUGGAGGACAAAAUCUCAAACACAUUAUCCUUCGCACUCUGUACUCACUUCCAUUAGAGAAGAGUCAUGUAUCAAGCAAGACAAUGAGAGGACUGGGUCUGCUCAUCAAGGAACAUACCAAGAACCUGAAGUAUCUCACUCUGUACAGGGUGAAGUGUACAGACGAGGGUGACUUGGUUUAUCUCAUUGAAUGCUGCAGACAUGUGAAAACGAUGAAGGGCGUAGGCCUCAGGUACUGUGGGACGAUGUCGAAUGGUAGGGUGGAUUCUCACCUCCAGCGCCUUCACACUAAAUCACCCAACGAUCUCCGCGUGUAUGUUUCCCAUGAUGACUCUAUUGAUUACGAAACCUACAUCAUUCCCUACAUCGAUUGAGCGAUGAGCAUAAUGAGAGUGAAGCUGAAUCCUAAAUGCGCCAUCAUAUCCUAAUGCAAGCAGGUUCAUAGUACCACGCCAUGGAAUGGAUUUAGACGCUGAAAACACAAGAACUCGUCAAGUCAACUGCUAUGUUCCAUGCCUUUAUGGUUUUUUUGCACAAUCUUGUAGAGAAAGCUACUAUAAUAUUCAUUAAUAUUAUUUCUGAAAGCAGCUUAUUAUAAUAUAAUAAGUAAUAUGACUAGUUUAGACCCCAUUUGCUCCUACCGAAUAUCUUUUAUCUUCUUACACUUAUUUGUUAGUAGCCUUAAAAUGAACUGUUUGUUUAUUAUACAUGCAUUUUCGUUGAUCUUAAUUUAACCAAAGAUGAAAAUGUAUUGUAUUCAUCAAUAACUAUUAUGUUGUAAAUAUUUGUUUUCUAUUAUUACUCGUUGACAAGUAGCAUCAAAUAAAAUGUUGUACUGAUCUUUCAUAUCACCAUUGGAUGGUUUUUUCAUGUAUAUUUAUGUAUUGUAUAUGUGUUUUAUGUUAUGCAGGGCCUCCUAGUAUAACAGCCUUGUCACUACUAAUGGGGCUACCCUGUUAAAUAAAAAAAAGUAAAUAUCGGCAUACGAUAUGCUUGUAACAUGGAUUAUACAUUUUAUGUAUAAUUAUGAAAUUAGUAUAAAUAUAAAUGUUCUCAUUUUCAAACUUCAGUGGAGUUCAUAAUACAAAUUGAACCGAUUACGUAACAGUUUAACCGACAGUCUGAUAAUUGCAGAAAAGCGGAUAUGAUUAAUAUUUUCAAUUCAAAUAAACAUUCAUUUUUCAAUUUUCAUAAAAUAUAAUUUUCAAUAUGAAUUAUACAAAAUUAUUCGUCAUAAAAGCAGAGAAUUACAUUUUAUAACAUAUCUGAAGAAAAAAAAAAUUCUGGAAAAUGCAUACUUCUUGUCAAAUGUUUGAAGUUAUAAUGGUUUUGAACUACAGGACAUGGUGUAUUUUUUAUAGCGAUGUAAUCAUAGCAAUUAACACGUUACCAGUAGUUCAUGAGUCGUGAAAAUAUUUGUGGUGGUGUAAGUUGAAAUUUUCAGUGUCGGGGUUGGAAUUAUGCUUGCUUGUACGUACAGACCUACAUUUUUGUUACUGCUUUAUAAGACUGCAGUGCACUUUAAACCGGAUCGUUAAUUAUUAGAUUCGAAGGAUAGCUACAGAGAUUCGAAGGAUAGCUACAGGGGUAUGCAAAACAACGAUAAUACGGUGCAGAGAUUUGUUUGUAUUAACUUAGGGCCUUUCACACGUGAAUCUUGAAUCAUCAUUAUAAUGAUGAUUGCUAUUGUAAUCGUGACUGUGAUAAUCGUUCGUGAUUCUAAUCAUGUUCUAGGUUGGUUUCACACCUGCUAAAUAUUCGUCAUUAGCCCUAUUUUUCAAUGGAAUCAUUUACAUUCAAGAUUUUGAUUUUUUGACCGUGUGAAAGGGCGAUUAAUGUUUCUCUGAACGGCAUACAUUUUUAGAGCAGGUGCAAGUAUUCAACAUGUAGAUCGGCAUGCACUUGGGCAGCCAAGUAUGUGAGACGUUUCACUCAGUAAUCUUUUUUACUCAACCCACCCUUUCACACGGCAAAAAAUCGUAAUUUGAAUGAUGAUCCCAUUGAAAACUAUGGCUAAUGGCGAAUUUUUAGCAUAUGUGAAACCAAACUAGAAUCACAAACGCUAAUCACAAUCACGAAUUCAAAUUCUACUCCGGAUGCGAAUUCCAGUUAAGUUUCACUAAAAUGACGGUACGAAUUUUAGGUGUAAAAGGCUUGUCUGACCUCCAAAACAUCUUUCGGGGGCGGAGCUUACGUGUCCUUUCAAGCACUUCCGUAGAUAAUACAAUUGUCAUGCACUCAUCGAAUCGAUGCAGUGCUUUGAUUGACAAGUCACCAAGGACAUACGUAUACCGCAUUCGUUUGGCCGGAAUAGACCGGUUUACUAAUGUCAAAUUUAUGGAUGUAUCUUCCCUCGGGGCCUAGUAACGAUAUAUUCCAUUAACCUGUACCUAAUAAUGGUAUUUCAAUAAAUGGAAUUCACUUUGCAUACAUUAGUUUUCGCUAUUUCGGGCAAACUUCGGGCAAGCUUUCCGGUUGUUAGGGGCAACCUUCGUUAAACUGGUAUGCAUAAAGUUUUAAUAUGUUAUUAAACCGGUCUAAAGUAUUGGAAUUCAAAUUACAGUUUUCGAUUGACGUGUGAAAGGUCGUAUGAUUCUAAAGACGAAUUUCAAUCAUGAAUGCAAUAAUGAUUCAAGAUUCACGUGUGAAAGGUCCCUAUGUAAAAAGUGCUUUUGUAGUUUGGAAAUUCUCAGCGGUCUAAAACAAUUCGGUUUUAGAACAUGUUUCAUUACGAUCAAAUUCAAUAGAGGAUUUGAUUGAACACUUUCGAGUAUGUAUAUAUAUAUAUAUAUAUAUAUAUAUAUAUAUACAUAUAUAUAUAUAUACACGUGUAGGCCUAACUCCAGAAUGCAUUUCAUUUAACUUUAUUUUUAGGAGAUAUUUCAGGUUUAAAGAGUUAAGAGUAAGGGUUGCAAGUUAGAUUUUAUUUCCAAAUUUAUUUUGCUCUUGCCUUGUAAGAUGACGAGUGUUAUCAGAGGAUAACAAGGAAGUAACGAUUGAGAAACAAGUCAGAGGAUUUUCAUGUCACAUUCGGGGUGACGAUGUUCUCGAGAUAUACAGUCUAUUCAUUAUCAGAUUUGAUGAUACAGAUGAGGGUGGUAAUGAAUAACUUGUAUUGCUAUAGCUGAAUAUUUCAAUAUCAUUUACAAAUUGAAUUUAGAGAAAUUAUAAAUUUCAUAUUUGUUGAAACACUUAAGCUUACUACAAAACAUAUAUAUAUUAUUAUCGAUGCAAUACUAAGAUCUAUAUUACAGAAUAUGACUGCCUUGUGGCACUAUGUAUUUAUCAUGUCUUUGCAGGGUUUUUGUUCGUUUUGGUUUCGUUUUCAUGACGUUUUGAUCUGGCUGUAAAAUAAAAGAUCGACUACAACUCAA